UUCCGUUGGCUUCUCCGAUUCGACUCCAGCUGCCGACGUUGUGUCGCCGAUGAUGGUCACCGGAGGAGCUUGGUUACCUUCUGACCACGCCCUUGCGACCGCUACAGAUGCGGUUGCUUUCUUCUCGUCGCCUCCUUCGCCGUCCGUCUGACCGGCAUUUACCAUUGAUUUUGAAUUUCCGAUGCUGCCUACUGCUUUGUUGGUGUUGGUAGCUCGGUCUCCAACCACCGCUGCCGCCGUUGCCCUGCUCCCAUUACUCCGAGUUCGGUUCUGCCUGUUCUUUUUUAUGUCUUCCCACCAGUCGGGAAACCCAUGGAGGUGGAAGCAAGUAUCUACUGUGUGCUUUUUUCCUCCGCAGUGGCUGCAGGUCAGCCUGCUUUUGUCGGAAUUUGUGGAGGAUUUGGGUGGCGGUGGUGGUCUGCUUCGGUCAAUUGCUGCUAAACCGACUCCUAUGCCGGUCUCCCGUGAGUCGCCUGAGGGUUUUAGGACCCGUUCAUUGGCUGAUUCGCGCCUCACCAACCCAUAUGCGCUUCGCACAGCUUGCCGGUGUAAAUCUGAAACUUGGAAAGGAUCGGUUCCGCUCCCGUAUGUGAUGGCCAGACCUUCCCAUAGGUCUCGAGCCGUCGCAUAUUGCGAAACUUCGUUGAUGAGAUUGGCUUCGAUAUUGUUUAUAAUCCAGUUGAAGCAGCAGUUAUCUCUCUGCUCCCAUUUCGGAUAUCCAGCGUCACUGAUUGCAGGGGGUCUGUAACUCCAUUUAUGUGAGAUGACAGACCCUUUGCCCCGAUUGCUCGUUUCAUCAGGGUCGUCCAAACGGAGUAGUUGUCUCCGUUGAGUUUGCUUUGAACAUGUACCUCCCCCAAUGAUUCGGGUUGAGUUGAGGGUGGAGGUGGUGGUGGCUGAUUUUGGGUUUUUGGUUGGGCAUUAACUUGCCUAAGGAACUCUGCUAAUUGUGCAGCAAAUUCUCCUGAAAAAUUCAUCAAGGUUUGGUUGGUGUUUGUAGCUUCUGAGUCAGAUUCUGACAUGGCUUAUUUUCUGAUUUCUGCAGGUUUUAAAAGGGGUCGGGAAAGGUAUCUCCGGGACGAUGAUGAGAACUUUCUGAGUCCCACACCGUUGCAACCUGCUCUGAUACCAUCUUAAAGAUGGUAAUCGAGAGAGGCAUUGUUUAGAAGAUAAACCAUGGUGGCAAAGGUUGUAGAGAAAAGGAUUCUAUUGUAUUGUUUCUGUUAUAUUUUAGAAGAUACAAGAUACUCCCUUUUAUAGGGGAAAAUACAACUCUAGGAACUACCACUAAUUAAUUGUACCUAGGUAAA
Salvia hispanica is the source of this 1310-nucleotide messenger RNA. NCBI's taxonomy places the organism in Eukaryota, Viridiplantae, Streptophyta, Magnoliopsida, Lamiales, Lamiaceae. The record is from RefSeq and is a predicted model, not a curated record.